AUGCCUGGCUCUGGAAGUUGUGCCUGCGGAAAUGUUUCCUUCCAAUACACUGAAGAACCAGCACUGACAGCACUAUGCCACUGCAAAGCCUGCCAAAACUGGGGCGGCAGCGCGUUCUCCUCGAACGUUGGCGUUCCAACCCCCAACUUCUCAAUCACCAAGGGCGAGCCCAAGAACUGGGUCCGAACUGGAGAUGUUUCUGGCAAGGAAAAUAGACAUUUUUUCUGUGGGGACUGCGGGUCCAGCCUCUUUUCACAGCCGCAGGCCCUGGGAGAGAUCACGUUGAUUAAGAGCGGUUGUCUCGAGGAGAAUAAUAUCCCGAUUGGGCUGGAGUUGUUUGUGACGAGACGCCGGGACUAUGUUGUACCUAUUGUGGAUGCUAAGCAGGCACCUGAGAUGCCUUGA
This is a messenger RNA of Penicillium daleae, 405 nucleotides long. Its product is annotated as GFA family protein. The transcript has 3 exons. Gene Ontology annotation, molecular function: carbon-sulfur lyase activity. The record is from RefSeq and is a predicted model, not a curated record. Bases 1 to 405 code for a protein of 134 amino acids. NCBI's taxonomy places the organism in Eukaryota, Fungi, Ascomycota, Eurotiomycetes, Eurotiales, Aspergillaceae.